UGGAAUAUUGCCGUGGUUUUGUGUUGGUCACUUUUUGCAUUCUUGUCCUCUUUUGAUCAUCCUCAUCAUCCUCAAACCGGUCCUCUAUCAAUACGACGGACGGCUUUACCGCCAAGCCGUGCGGCUAACCUCAACUACCAAAUCCAGUUCCUCUUCGAUUCUAGAAGUGGAUCUCUUGGGACCUUGGUUCUUUGACACCGCCGUCGUCGACAAAGAAACAACCCCCUCUCCCACGCCACCAAACCCGUCGAGGCCGCCUCCCGCUCCUACGCUUUGGUACAUUCCUCCAUGUACUAGGCUCGACACUCCGACUACCUCGUCUUCUCUCGCUCCACUCUACGUAUCUUUAUCACCACCGGCAACACUCGCUUCCUCUCCUCGUCGCCAUCGAACUCGCUCGACGACGACGACGACGACAUCUCCGGUACUCCUCCCCACGACCACACACAAAUCGCGGGAGAGAAUGCCUUACACACCACCCUCGCACAGGUCUCCGGCCUCGUCGGCACCCUCCUCACCAAGCCAGAGCCGGAGAUCUUCGAUCCACCACCACCAACAACAACACAAUGGCGGCCCCACCUCGCCAACAUCAUCCACCAAGCCCGCACUCCCGCGAUCGGCGUCGUAUCUUAUGAAGCACCGACGAACCCCCUCGGCCCCGGCACCCGCACAGCAUAACGAGCUGUCGCCGUCGGCGACCGUGGAGGAUCUCAAGAUCAUGGCCCUCAACAGCAUCGUGCGCCAGUCCCCCCCACCAAUAACGGGCGAAAGGCAGGGCAUGCCCGCCGGUGCCGUCAUCUCCCCGCCCGACUCGGCUAGUGAAGACGAGGGUCAGCUGGAGAUGAAGAAGGAGGACACGCAGCGUGGCAGGACCAUCGAGAACCUCAAGGAGCUCAAGGACGCCAUCAGCCAGAUCCCCGUUCACCGCUCGUGCUCGCCCAACAACCGCACCGAUAUCCCCGAGCCCAUCAUCGCCGAAAUGAAGGAAAAGACAAGGCCCGAUGCCGGCGACCUGCUAGUACUGCCGUCCCAGGCCAAGGCCAUUGCCGACAUGCAGCAGAAGCAGGACGCCACCAACGGAGUCACCAACCGCCGCUUCUCCCACAACCGAUCCGCCACCGAGUCCAACAUUGUGCUGAACAAGUCUAUGGAAACCUCGCUGACAGGAUCGGACGAGGACACGGACGAAGAGCGGCAAAGAAAGCCCCCCAUGGUGCGCAAGAAGUCGGGUGAGCUCGUGCGGCCUGCUCUGCGACCUCCCUCUCGCCGACGACCCUCCAGUAUGCCUGGCACACCCACCUUCAAGGCUGUCCACUUUGACUCGCAUCUCGAACAUGUUCGCCAUUUCUUGCAGGUCGACCGUCCGUUGGCCGUUAGUGCUGGCUCAUCGCCGGUCGAUAGCUAUGAUAGCGACACCGAGUACCCUUUCAAUGGGAACGGGAAUGCGAACGACCAAUCACAAGCGCGUCAGCCUCCCUUCGAGUGGGAGCUCGUCCUGUCCAACUUCCCCGCCGAUACACCACUUCGCAGGGCGCAGCCUGUGCGUCUGGAACGUGUUUGGCUAUCUAGCGACCAAAAGUGCCUGAUAGGGUCGGUCGCGGUGGUCAACCUGGCCUUCCACAAGAGCGUUACUUGCCGGUUCACCUUGGACUACUGGAAGACCACCUCUGAGGUCUCGGCCGAGUACAUGAGCCAGAUCGUGCCUUCGGAGUCGCCUCUCGGACAGGAUCGCUUUAACUUCACCAUUAAGCUCUCCGACAUGGCCAACCUCGAGUCCAAGACGCUCUACUUCUGCAUCCGGUACAACGUCAACGGCCAGGAGUUCUGGGACAACAACAACGGCAUGAACUUCCAGAUUGACUUCCGCAAGAAGGCUCUCCCGACCAACGGCAAGAAGGGUGUUAUCGGCGCUGCUUCUCGUACCGUGAACGGCCUGCCCAAGAGUAACCGUCGCUCCAACCACUCGUCUGCGGCACCAAAGCCCAAGUUCGCUCCCAUCGGUGCCGAUGACUUUGGUAGCAGGAGCAAGCUCAGCUUUGAUAGCUCCCUUGAUGACUAUGAUGAUGACGCUCUUCCCGCUGGCCUUCGCCUGCGUGGUGUUAAGAGCACCACCAGCAUUCCCAGCGAUAACCUGCCGAGCCGUCUGUCUGCCCCUAGCGGCCAGGCCUUUGCUAACCGCUACGACUUUGGUGCCUCGCUGGCCACGGCCAUCCAGACCGCCAAGGACAACCUGCCCAAGAAGGAUGACGGUGGUCUUUACAUGAAGUCCUCCAGGAAGCCUGCUGCUGCGAACUCGUCUAUCCAGCGCAGGGGUCACCCCACCCUGACUACUCCUGUUGCUUCUGCUCCCGCUCCUGCUCUCUCUGCCCCUGCCCCUGCUGCUGCCCCUAAGAAGGCUCCAGCACCUGCUCCUGCACCUUCUACCGCUGCUCCCGCUACCACCUCAGCAAAGCCUUCUUCUCUCAACAUUCCUGGUGUGUCCACCACUGGCAGCAUUGCUUCGUCCUCGUAUGAGGAGCUCGUUAACAAGUACUGCUUCUUUGGAUCCACCAAGCAAUCCAGCCCUCAGAUCAAGGAUGGCAGCUUGCGCAACAGUCGCUUCGAUAGUGCCAGUGACCUUCCCCAGCUUGCCAGCAACAGCAGCAGCAGCAACUCGAGCUACGAGGGAAGCCCGGUCCACAAUAACUUUUACGGUAUGGGGUCUACGGCUCAGCAUCACUCGCUGCAUCCGAGGGAUCCCAACCCUUAUUUCUCUCAUGGAGGUUUCAUGAGCUUUGUUGGGGGCUCUCCAGCCGAAAGCCCCCUCAAGUUGGGCUUCCCGUCUCCGCAAAACCCGGGUGACCCCUCAAGCACUGGGCCACGCACUGGCCCUGGCACUAACAGCUUUGGAUCUGGCUACGGAACCGGACCCAGCUACGGAUCGCACUCUACUGCUAUUAGGGGGUAAAUGAUCAUCAUUUCAUCUGCUUGCGGGGGUCUAUCGCCAUUCCAUGGAUCCCAACAACAAGGCGGCCCGUUUCUGUAUAUGAAUCCCACACUUGUAACCUGUGGGAUGACAACACAUUCUCGACAUACCAUCACCGGCCUCGACAUAAACUUGCUGCUUUUUUUCCCGUCUCCUACUCAUUGCUCUUGUUUUUCUUUUCGGCAUUUGCUUUCUCUGGCUUUGAAGCAUCCACUAGUUUGGCGUUUGGGUGGUUUCUUUUUCCUACUUCUCCUUUCAACAGCAUGAUGAUCACGACUUCAAACUUCGGUGUACGAUUAAGGGAAACUGGCGGAUUACCGGCACGGACAGGUUUUCUGGUUUUCCUGGAUUGGAGAGUUUUUGGUGGUCGCGUUUGUUUCUUUAUGGGGGGGAUUGGCUGGCCUGCAAAACUCGCAUUCCCUGAAAGUCAACAUUGGCGACCCCUUUCGGGUCAAGGAGAGCCAGGGAGCGCUUCAUUCUUUCCGACAUCACAUCACUCCACAGCCUUACCUCUUCUCUUUCACACACACUUCGGCAAGCACAUCAACCCGGCCCUCGCACACUCUUUGCGAUAGCCGAUGGAACCAUCAUGCGCCUUUCAAGAAACCAAUUUGUCACUGGGUCUCCUUUCCCAGUUCGUCGUGGCAUUCCUUUCAGGCUGCCCGACUCGGUCGUCGAGCUCUCCUCCUUCUGGAAGUCAGGGAGCAAGAUGAUGGAUGAAAAGGUUCUCUGAAUGGUCUUUUAUGGAUUCUGUCACCGAGUGGCUGUUAUUAGUACUCGGUUAGGGCUGAAUGUACUUGCCGCAGUUGUGCGUACUCAGUUGGGUAGUCAGCCGGUCGUCCAACAGCAAAGGUCCCAAAGCAUUGCAUCAACAGUUACUUCACAUGGCAUCAGUCCGCUCGGUUGAACCCUAUCCUGGGCGCGAGACUUUUGCUACAUUGUGGGUAACUUGCGGCUUUGGUUGAGCUUACGCUACACGACAUGACACCGACAAAGUGCACACAUACAUAUAAGAGACAGUAGGCUGAGAGACGUGAGUGACUAAGAAGGAUUGUGGAUGACUGGACUGGACACUGAACUUGAAAAGGGAGCACAAUGUCAGAUAACAGAGAUUGGGAGUAGAGCAGAGUCUCUCUUGGGGUGGACUAGUCAUGGCGAGUUUUGAGCAGGUCGGCGGGGGGGACUACUUGAUUGGCAGUUGGUUUUUUUUUCUUUCUAGUAUGUUCAUUAUGGCUUGGCUGGCUGGCUCGCGAAGGUUGCAAUGGUUAGGUUAGGGGUCAGGAAAAAAACGGGUAUGAUUGAUAAAUUUGAUGAGAAUUGCACACAUACAUCAUGA
Neurospora tetrasperma FGSC 2508 is the source of this 4301-nucleotide messenger RNA. RefSeq lists its product as uncharacterized. Gene Ontology annotation, biological process: regulation of glycogen biosynthetic process. Bases 464 to 2947 code for a protein of 827 amino acids. The transcript has 4 exons. Gene Ontology annotation, molecular function: glycogen binding; protein phosphatase 1 binding. The record is from RefSeq and is a predicted model, not a curated record. Gene Ontology annotation, cellular component: protein phosphatase type 1 complex. NCBI's taxonomy places the organism in Eukaryota, Fungi, Ascomycota, Sordariomycetes, Sordariales, Sordariaceae.